GGAACAACAAGCAGAUCAAAGUGAAACUUCACUCUGAGACAAAAUGGCUUCCAGAUCAGACGAUGAUCUCUGCUGUCCGGUCUGUCUGGAGAUAUUUAAGGAUCCGGUUCUUCUGUCAUGCAGCCACAGCUUCUGUAAGGAGUGUCUGCAGAAAUACUGGAGAGAGAAACCAGGAAGAGAGUGUCCAGUUUGUAAAAGGAGAUCUUCUAAAGAUCUUCCACCUUUUAAUCUGGCUCUGAAGAAUCUGAUUGAAUCUGUAUUACAGCAGAGAGAGCAGAGAGCUUCAGAGGAUCUCUGCAGUCUGCACUCUGAGAAACUCAAACUCUUCUGUCUGGACCAUCAGCAGCCAGUGUGUCUCGUCUGCAGAGAUUCAGAAAAACACACCAAUCACAGAUUCAGACCCAUUGAUGAAGCUGCUCAGCAACACAAGAAGAAGCUUCAGGAAACUCUGGAGCCUUUAAAGGAGAAGCUGAAGCUCAGGAAGAAAGUUCAGGAGGAGUUUGAUCAGACAGCAGAACACAUGAAGGUCCAGGCCCGACACACAGAGAGGCAGAUUAGGGAGCAGUUUAAGCAGCUUCAUCAGUUUCUAGCAGAGGAAGAGGAGGCCAGGCUGGCUGCACUGAGGGAGGAAGAGGAGCAGAAGAGAGGGAUGAUGAAGGAGAAGAUGGAGGCUCUGAGCAGAGAGAUAGCAGCUCUUUCAGACACAGUCAGAGCCACAGAGGAGGAGCUGAGAGCUGAAGACGUCUCAUUCCUGCACAACUACAAGGCUGCAGUGGAAAGAGUCCAGCGCUGCCCCCUGCUGGAGGAUCCACAGCUGCCCUCAGGAGCUCUGAUAGACCAGGCCAAACAUCUGGGCAACCUGGCCUUCAACAUCUGGAGCAACAUGCAGACCAUGGUGACCUACACUCCUCUGGUUCUGGACCCAAACACGGCUAGGUCAGGACUCCAUCUGUCUGAAGAUCUGACCAGUUUGACUAGAGGAGAGAAACAGCAGCUUCCUGAUAAUCCAGAGAGAUUUGAUAAAUAUUACUGUUCUGUUCUGAGUUCUGAUGGUUUUAACUCAGGGAACCACAGCUGGGAUGUUGAUGUUGGAAACAGUAAAGGCUGGAUACUUGGUGUGUUAGAAGAGUCUGUUCAGAGAAAGGGAAUCAUAAAGUCUGGAUGGUUGGUUAUAUAUUUCUAUGAAGGUAAAUAUUCAGCAUAUUCUCCACCAGCUCCUGCCACUCGUUUCUCAGUCCAGAAGAAUCUCCAGAGGAUCAGAGUGAAUCUGGACUGGGACAGAGGAAAGCUGUCCUUCUCUGAUCUGGAUACUAACACACACAUACACACCUUCACACACACCUUCAUUCACAAGAUGUUUCCAUAUUUCACCACUAAUAAAACCUUAAAGAUGGAACCGAUGAAGAUCUCAGUGAUCAAGCAGCAGCUCUGAUGAUCCAAAUCAAAACUUAUUGAUCAGAUUGAAACUGUGAGUUUUAAAGAGGAAACUGGAGAUGAUCUGAUCAUCUGGAGACUCUUCAUCUCUGACUUUCCAACUAUUGAUUCCAUGACAGCAGAAAUUAAUGUCAACAUGUUUAAUUAAUGCGUCUAUUUUUAGCUGCUGAGUGAUAAAACUGAACUACUGAAUGAAUCUGAAAUGACCUUUUCACUUCCUGCUAAGUGUUUAUUAGUGUUGCUUUGACUAUUCCCUGAUCAAUGCUGUGUUUAUACUUUCUAUCAUCACUUUUAUGAUCCAGUAAAUACCAGAAAAUCCUGUGAUAAUAAUCCAAGUCCAUGUUGUCCAUGGUUAAUCCCAGCAGAUUUUAAUCUGGUCUAGAGACUUUCUGUUCAGUUCAGUUCCAAACACUUUGGUUCAUCAGAGCUUCAUAAUCCAGAUUAUCAUCCAGUUUGUUACCAUAAAGGUUUCAGAACAAUGAUAAACUCUGCAUGAUGUUUGUGAAGCAGCAGAAACUGAAUCUUGUUGCAGGAGGGCAGCGUUAAUCUGUCAUUUCUGAUUCUUUAGUCUGACUUUAGUUUUUGUUUGGAAACAAAACAAUCUGUACAAACACACAUUAAUAAUCCAGUAAAGAUCGUAGUGAUGAAGCUGCAGGUCAGAGAGGGAAAGAACAUCAACAGUCUGAUUUUAAAAAUGAAGAAAAGAUGUAAACAUAAAUAAUAACAAUUAUAAAAUGUCUGAAUCGUUCAUGGUACAAAUUAUUAGAAGGUAUAUUUGGUAACAGCUGAAGCCCAACAUGAAGUUUAUCUGAAUUCAAACACGGUUUAGUUUAAAUAUGAAUCAGAGUGAGAGGUCUUUGUUUCUGUUCUAGUCUCUGGAUAUUUUUUCAUGUUUUCUGGGAUCUGACGUGUAAAAAUAUAUGCAGUUUAAUUCAAAUGUAAUUAAAAUGAUCCCAGCAGUUUUGCUGCAAGUUUUCAUUUGUUUUUGUUUUAUGUUAUAUGCUUGGACAUGAUUGAAAUGUAAUAUGUAACAAUGUAUUGUUUAUUUCAUGAUGCAUGACUUUGUGUUUUUGUGUUUAUGAUGUAAAGCACUUUGAAAUGCCUUGCUGCUGAAAUGUGCUAUACUAAUAAAAUUUGAUUUUGAA
Messenger RNA from Poeciliopsis prolifica (blackstripe livebearer), 2579 nucleotides. RefSeq names its product nuclear factor 7, ovary-like. The transcript is spliced from 2 exons. NCBI's taxonomy places the organism in Eukaryota, Metazoa, Chordata, Actinopteri, Cyprinodontiformes, Poeciliidae. Gene Ontology annotation, molecular function: protein binding; ubiquitin-protein transferase activity; zinc ion binding. The coding region runs from base 44 to 1432 and encodes 462 amino acids. Gene Ontology annotation, biological process: protein ubiquitination. The record is from RefSeq and is a predicted model, not a curated record.